AUGCGCCGCGCGGAGACCAUUAAGCACAACAACCGCGUGAACGUGUACGUGCGCGUGCGCGCGUUCCGCGAGGACGAGACGAGCGGGGACAUGGGCCAGCUGGCGGUGAACAUGGACGACAGCGCUGUGGAGGUGACGGUGCCGAAGAAGGGCCGCUUCACGUUUGGGUUCGACGGGUGCUUCUGGAGCAACGACCGUGCGUGCCCGUCUGGAAAGCCGUCGGCGUCGCAGGAGGACGUGUUCGAGGAGGUUGGGCGGCCGCUUGUGGAGAACGCGCUGGCGGGGUACAACGCUGCCGUGAUGGCGUACGGGCAGACGGGGAGCGGGAAGACGUACACGUCGUUCGGGCCACCGGGGUCGAUCGGGACGUCGCAGGAGGGCCUGAUUCCGCGCGUGUGCAACAUGAUCUUCUCGCGCGCGGCGAACAGCGCGCAGAAGGGCGUGACGUACACGGUGUCUGCGUCGAUGCUGGAGGUGUACCUGGAGGACGUGUUCGACCUGCUGAACCACCGCAAGCAGCUGAGCGUGCGGAACGACUUCACGAGCAACAUGUUCAGCGUUGUUGGGCAGAAGACGGUGCCCGUGAAGAGCUACAAGGACGUGCUUGCGGUGCUGAACAAGGCGGAGCCGCUGCGGACGUUUGCGGCGACGAACAUCCACGACCACUCGUCGCGCGCGCACACGCUGUUCAUGCUGGAGGUGCAGACGCACUUCGACGCGCCGGAUCUUGCGCCGCGGUGCGCGAAGAUCAUGCUUGCGGACCUCGCGGGGUGCGAGCGGAUCCGGCUUGCGGGGACGGAGGAGGGGCUUGCGUUCGAGCAGGCGCGCAACAUCAACCUGUCGCUGCUGGCGCUGGGGUCGUGCAUCGAGGCGGUUGCGACGCGUGGGCGAGGCAACUCGCGGCCGAUCCCGGAGUUUCGCAACAGCACGCUGACGAAGCUGCUGAAGGACUACAUUGGCGGGAACAGCAUCUCGACGAUGAUGGUGACGAUCUCGCCGAGCGAGCGCGACGCGAACCUGUCUGUGCAGACGCUGCGGUUUGCUGACCGCGCGAAGCAGAUCACGACGCAUGCGCACGUGAACACGGUGGACCCGCAGCAGGCGAAGCAGGACGGGUGCGAUCUGAGCGACCGGUGGCGCGACGAGUACCUGCGGAAGAAGGAGGCGCUGUACGCGGAGUACCAGCUGAAGGGGACCAUCGAGAAGCUGCUUGCGCGGAUCGCGGAACUGGAGGCGAGGCUGCGCGAGUGCGCGGACGACGAGCUUGCGCUACACCUGACGACGGAGGUCGAGACGCUGCAGAAGGCGCUGACGGAGGCAGACUACCAGAUGGGGCUGCAGCGGCAGAUCCUGUACGGCGAGUUCCUGAUGCUGGAGGACGAGCUGCGCGAGCUGAAUACGAAGAUGCAGGAGAUGAAGGAGGAGCACGAGGAGGCGAUGGAGGGGCUUCUUGGCGAGGAGGCCGGGCGGUUCGAGGAGAUGAAGCGUGGGUACGAGACGCGGCUGCGCGCACUGCAGAGCGAGAGCGACGCCACGCUUGCUGCGUCCACGGACGAGAUCGCUGCGCUGCGGCGCCUGGUGGCGGAGCUGCAGGAGCGCCUCGCGGCCAAGGAGACGGAGUGCGCAGACCUUGCGGACCGGCUGAGUGCGUUACAGGCGAAGUACGACGCCGACACUUGCGCCAGCCAGCGCGUGCGCAGCGAGCUGGAGGCGCAGCUUGAGGAGCUGCGCAACCGGAGCGAGGAGCGCGAUGAGCAGCUCGCGAUGGUAGAGGCGCAGCUAGAGGAGUCGGAGAGGCAGGUGAGCGAGCUGACGAAGCGCCAGGAGCAGCUGAUGCGCGAAGAAGAGACGCUAAGGGCUACCGUGGAGCGACUGACCGUGGCUAUGGAAAGCACCGAGGAGAUGCUGCAGGAGACGUCAGCCAAGCUUGCCGACACCGAGGAGACACUGCAGGAGACGUCCGCCAAGCUCGCCGACACCGAGGAGACACUGCAGCAGACGUCCGCCAAGCUUGCCGACACCGAGGAGACGCUGCAGGAGACGUCCGCCAAGCUUGCCGACACCGAGGAGACGCUGCAGGAGACGUCCGCCAAGCUCGCUGACACCGAGGAGACGCUGCAGCAGACGUCCGCCAAGCUCGCCGACACCGAGGAGACGCUGCAGGAGACGUCCGCCAAGCUCGCCGACACCGAGGAGACGCUGCAGGAGACGUCCGCCAAGCUCGCCGACACCGAGGAGACGCUGCAGGAGACGUCCGCCAAGCUCGCUGACACCGAGGAGACGCUGCAGGAGACGUCCGCCAAGCUCGCUGACACCGAGGAGACGCUGCAGCAGACGUCCGCCAAGCUCGCCGACACCGAGGAGACGCUGCAGGAGACGUCCGCCAAGCUCGCCGACACCGAGGAGACGCUGCAGGAGACGUCCGCCAAGCUCGCCGACACCGAGGAGACGCUGCAGCAGACGUCCGCCAAGCUCGCUGACACCGAGGAGACGCUGCAGGAGACGUCCGCCAAGCUCGCUGACACCGAGGAGACGCUGCAGGAGACGUCCGCCAAGCUCGCCGACACCGAGGAGACGCUGCAGGAGACGUCCACCAAGCUCGCUGACACCGAGGAGACGCUGCAGGAGACGUCCGCCAAGCUCGCCGACACCGAGGAGACGCUGCAGGAGACGUCCGCCAAGCUCGCCGACACCGAGGAGACACUCUCUGCAGAGAUUGCGUUCUUGGCGGAGCAGCUCGGUGUGGCGCACACAUUGGGCGAGCAGCAGGGUGCGUACAUUAAUCAGCUGAUGGCGUACGUGAGCGCAGCAUACGGCGUUACUCUGGAUGGGAUGAUGGAGGUGCAGGCGACGGCGCUAGCGGAUAUGGUGAGGCAGUGUGACUACGUAGUUCGCUCUGUGGCGCAGGCCGCCAGCGACGAGGUGGAGCACAUAAAGGAGAUGUACAAUAUGGUUGACGGCAACUACAAGGAGACGGCGGCGCGCUUGGAUAUACUGCGCCGAAUUCUGGGAAAGAUCGAUCAGGAUGUCAAGGAGGCGAGCGUGGAGAUCGACGUCCCGGAGCGGCGGCUGACCGGCUCUUUGCACCCGACGCCGCGGCGCUUGGGUGAUGUGUCGAACCGCGAGAACAGCAUGGAACGAAAGGCAACCAUGUCUUAG
Molecule: messenger RNA, 3159 nt
Organism: Leishmania mexicana MHOM/GT/2001/U1103
Lineage: Eukaryota; Euglenozoa; Kinetoplastea; Trypanosomatida; Trypanosomatidae
Product: putative kinesin
Exons: 1
Coding region: 1-3159 (1052 amino acids)
Biological process (GO): microtubule-based movement
Molecular function (GO): microtubule binding; ATP binding; plus-end-directed microtubule motor activity
Source: RefSeq, a predicted model, not a curated record